AUGGAGUCUCUUGAGACGCGUUCAAGAGACGUGCAGGAGAAGACAUUCUGUAAAUGGUUAAAUACAAAGCUGGAAGCGCAUGGAUAUCCUCCAAUGACAUCGCUCGUGAAGGAACUGUCUGAUGGUGUAAAGCUAAUUCAACUUAUGGUCAUAGGUGAUGUAUCUCUGGGUCGGUACAAUAAGAACCCACGAAUGCGCAUACAGAAGGCCGAGAACGUCAAUCUCGCGCUCGAGUUUAUCAACUCGCGUGGAGUGAAGCUCACGAAUAUAGGACCAGAAGAUAUUAUCGAUGGCAACCUGAAGCUAAUUCUCGGAAUGAUCUGGACUCUUAUUCUACGAUUCACUAUCGCGGACAUCAGUGAAGAGGGUUUGUCGGCGAAGGAAGGCCUUCUAUUGUGGUGCCAGCGGAAGACGCAACCUUAUGAGAACGUCAACGUUCAAGACUUCACGUACAGCUGGACUGAUGGGCUUGCAUUAUGUGCUCUGAUAAACUGCCAUCGACCAGACUUACUCGAUUACGAUUCCUUAGACAAAACUGAUCGACAUGCGAAUACCCGUUUAGCAUUCCGUAUCGCCGAGGAGCAUCUUGGCAUUCCUCAACUACUAGAUGUCGAAGAUUUAUGCGAAGCGGCCCGACCUGACGAGAAGAGUGUGAUGACUUACGUUGCGAGUUACUUCCAUGCCUUCUCGUCUAUGGAUCAGGCCGAGACGGUUUCUCGACGUGUCGAGAAGUUCGCCGAGCUUAUGCAAUCGGUUUGGUUUAGUAGGAAUGAUUACGAACGACGAGUUCGCGCGUUACUUCAUGCACUCAAGGAAAAGCAGGAGGAUUGGGCUUCUGCAUACUUCGAUGGAACCUACGCAGGCGCGAAAGCACAAUCCGCGGCAUUUCUCACAUACAAGCAAGCAGACAAGCGCAGAUGGGUCGUUGAACGUCAGGAUGUAGCGACUCUCUUCGGGAACGUACAGACGAAAUUGCGAACUUACGGUCUACGGGAAUACGUUCCGCCCCCAGGUCUCCGUCUGUCGGACCUUGAUGAAGCAUGGUCAGCUUUGUUAAAAGCAGAAACAUCGUGGUCGAAAGCAAUCAACGCAGAAAUCCGACAAAUAAAGGAAUCAUUACGGAAGCGAUUCGCAGACCUUGCAAAUGAUUUUGAGCGGCGAUUAUACAUGAUAUCCACCGACUUGGCUGCAAUCGAAGGUCCCUUAGAGGAUCAACAACAGCAAGUGCAAGAGCUACAAAAGCGUAUGAAGCCCUUUCCAGACUUGCUUGAGGCAGUCGUACGCGUAGAAGAGGAGUGCGUAGCAGCGAACGUGGACGAAAACGACUAUACGGUGUUCACGUCUCAGGAUUUGGCGUUCGAACUUGAGCUUGUUGUGCAGAGCAUCGCCAAGAAGAUUUCGUUCAUUGAUAACCAAAUCGUGUCGCGAAAUAUGACGAAUUUGACUCCGGCGCAGCUAGAACAGUUCGAGAGCACGUUCCGCUACUUUGACCGCGAUGAGUCAAAUACCCUAAGUAUAUCCGAAAUGGCCGCCGCACUUGCUAGCCUGGGUAUCGUAUAUCCGGAUGAGGAUUUAGGAGUGAUCUACGACCAACUUACGCAGGACUACGGCGCAGUCACGUUUGAGGCGUUCAUCAAUCUGCUCGUAGAUAUAACCGAAGACCAAACGACUCCGGACCAACUUCGCGAAGCGUUCCGUGGGAUUGCAGGAGACAAGCCGUUUGUGACUGAGCUUGACCUGCGGGUUGCACAUUUGCCUGCGAGCGCAGUUGAGUAUCUGCGGGACGCGAUGCCGAGUACGGAGAAUGAGCUUGGGGAGACGUUACUGGACUAUGAAGCCUGGCUAGACCGAGCCUCAGGCGUCCAAGCAGACGAAGACUGCGUAAAGACAUUCAACGACCUCAAGCUCCAACGCAGCUUCAAAUACAUCGUCUACGCUCUCUCAUCCGACAACAAGCAGAUCAUCGUCGCUGAUAAGGUCUCUUCCCCCUCUUCCAGUGGUGGUGGACAGGAAAAGUCGAACCGCGAGUUCUACGACGAGUUCGUGGCGAAGCUCCCCGCUGACGAACCGCGCUACGGGGUCUUUGACUUCGAGUUUGAUAAAGAGGAUGGAAGUGGACGGCGUAAUAGGAUUGUUUUCGUGAAUUGGGCUCCGGAUAUUUCGGGUAUCAAGAAAAAGAUGGUUUACUCAUCUUCGAAAGAGGCGCUCCGUCGUGGACUUGUUGGCGUCCAGGUCGACAUCCAAGCCACUGACCAUGACGAAGUUUCUUUCGAAAACGUCCUCGAGAAGUGCGAAAGGUUGCGCUAAACGUCAGCGGUGACGACCUACCAUCCAUCUUGUCUCACCAUCUCUCUUACUCUGGUGCUGCUUUUAACCCACCCCCAUAACAUCUCUUGCUUUCCCGCAUCACCGUCCACAAACGAGUUUGUCUGUACAAGACGUAUGGUAGUAAGGAAAGGACAAGAAAAUAACUCAGAAAUAUAAACUUAUGUAGAACUUGAUAAACGCGCAGCAUAGCUCUUC
This is a messenger RNA of Fomitiporia mediterranea MF3/22, 2523 nucleotides long. Its product is annotated as actin cross-linking. Gene Ontology annotation, cellular component: plasma membrane; cortical actin cytoskeleton; actin cytoskeleton. NCBI's taxonomy places the organism in Eukaryota, Fungi, Basidiomycota, Agaricomycetes, Hymenochaetales, Hymenochaetaceae. Gene Ontology annotation, molecular function: actin lateral binding; calcium ion binding. The coding region runs from base 1 to 2307 and encodes 768 amino acids. The record is from RefSeq and is a predicted model, not a curated record. The transcript has 19 exons. Gene Ontology annotation, biological process: actin cytoskeleton organization; actin filament depolymerization; actin filament bundle assembly.